Molecule: messenger RNA, 621 nt
Organism: Mytilinidion resinicola
Lineage: Eukaryota; Fungi; Ascomycota; Dothideomycetes; Mytilinidiales; Mytilinidiaceae
Exons: 5
Coding region: 1-621 (206 amino acids)
Source: RefSeq, a predicted model, not a curated record
AUGGAACUUUCUCGGACGGCUCUUGUGAUUGCCUUUGCCCACGCCAACGACCACAACGCCUCGCCCACGGAGUUCGUGCUCUCCAAGCUGGAGCCUUCCAAAACGGCAACUGCAUCAUCUGCCCCAAGCUGUCCUCCUGCUGACCGAAUGCCUCAGUGCGUAAAUUGCGGAGGAGAAAAUCCACCGGGCAUGUGUAUUGGGCAUCCUCAGAAAUCGAAACCACCUAUUUGGUCUGGCUGUACGUGCAUCCCGUCUCAGAACUUCGUCGGCUUCAUACUAUCAAAUAAGAUAUCCUUUGUUGAUCCCAAAGGUCUACCAAGACUACUUUCAUUCAUAGACGCAAACGGUACAGCCAAAUGCGACGGAAAACAGUUUGAUGUUGAAACUGAGAUGUGGACGAUUCUUAUGUAUCAGUUCUGUAAUCAGACUCGUUCUAUCGAAGACCACAAGGUGGCAUGGGCAGCGUCUGAUGACAAGAGCGCGAACGGUAAAUGGACAAAUUACAAGAACUGGUUUUUCACUUUCGAAUGGACGGCCCCGUCCAAAGACUACGGCACACUUGCCCCCACCUGCUCCCAGACCUUCCUACACAUGCUGGAUGAUAAAACAUCAAAAGGAUGA